Prionailurus viverrinus (fishing cat) is the source of this 4571-nucleotide messenger RNA. RefSeq names its product BAG cochaperone 5 (gene BAG5). The transcript is spliced from 2 exons. Gene Ontology annotation, cellular component: cytoplasm; nucleus; cytosol. The coding region runs from base 320 to 1663 and encodes 447 amino acids. Gene Ontology annotation, biological process: regulation of inclusion body assembly; negative regulation of protein ubiquitination; protein stabilization. Lineage: Eukaryota; Metazoa; Chordata; Mammalia; Carnivora; Felidae. The record is from RefSeq and is a predicted model, not a curated record. Gene Ontology annotation, molecular function: protein-folding chaperone binding; adenyl-nucleotide exchange factor activity.
GAGGGAGCGGCGCGGCGCGGCCGACGGUGCGCUUUCCCAGCGUGGCACCGGCCGCGGGGUGGACCCGGCGGGGGCGCAGGGCGCCGGCGGCAGCUCUUGGGCCGCGGCAGUUCCGGGCUGUUGUGCCAGGCGAUAGCGGCCGGCGCGGCCCGGGCGCGGCGCGGCGCCGGAGGACGUUUUCCCAGGGCGGGGGCUGUUCGGCCCCGGGGCGGGGCCGCGGGCCGGCGACCGCGGGAGCGGCGGAGUCGCUGGGCGUCGGCGGCGGAGUGCGCGAUGGCGCGGGCGGCACAGUGCUUCUAAAACUGAACACAGCAAAAGUAUGGAUAUGGGAAAUCAACAUCCAUCCAUCAGUAGGCUGCAGGAAAUCCAAAAGGAAGUGAAAAGUAUAGAACAGCAAGUAAUUGGCUUCAGUGGUCUGUCAGAUGACAAGAAUUACAAGAAACUGGAGAGGAUUUUAACAAAACAGCUUUUUGAAAUAGACUCUGUAGAUACUGAGGGAAAAGGAGACAUUCAGCAAGCGAGGAAGAGGGCAGCACAAGAGACAGAGCGUCUUCUCAAAGAGUUAGAGCAGAAUGCAAACCACCCACACCGGAUCGAGAUACAGACCGUUUUUCAAGAAGCCCAGUCCCUGGUGAAAGAGAAGAUUGUGCCCUUUUACAGUGGGGGCAACUGUGUAACCGAUGAAUUUGAAGAAGGCAUCCAAGACAUCAUUCUGAGGCUGACACACGUCAAGACCGGGGGGAAGAUCUCCCUGCGCAAAGCAAGGUAUCACACUUUAACCAAAAUCUGUGCGGUGCAAGAGAUUAUCGAAGACUACACGAAAAGGCAGCCUUCCCUGCCGCUCUCCGAGGACGCGCAUCCUUCGGUUGCCAAAAUUAACUCUGUGAUGUGUGAGGUGAACAAGGCCAGGGGCACUCUGAUUGCACUGCUGAUGGGAGUGAACAAUAAUGAGACCUGCAGGCACUUAUCUUGUGUGCUCUCGGGGCUGAUCGCGGAUCUGGACGCUCUGGAUGUGUGCGGGCGGACGGAGAUCCGAAAUUACCGCCGGGAGGUAGUGGAAGAUAUCAACCAGUUACUGAAAUAUUUGGAUUUAGAAGAGGAAGCAGAUAGCACCUACGCAUUUGACCUGGGACAGAAUCAUUCCAUCUUAAAGAUAGAAAAGGUCCUCAAGAGAAUGAGAGAAAUAAAAAACGAGUUCCUUCGAGCACAGAAUCCUCCUGAGUUGUACCUGAGCUCCAAAACAGAAUUGCAGGGGCUGAUCGGACAGCUGGACGAGGUAAGUCUGGAGAAGAACCCUUGCAUCCGGGAGGCUCGGAGAAGAGCGGUGAUCGAGGUGCAGACCCUCAUCACUUACAUCGACUUGAAGGAGGCCCUGGAGAAGAGGAGGUCCUUCGCUUCCGAGGAGCACCCGUCCCAUAAAGCGGUCUGGGACAUCCUGGGAAACUUGUCCGAGAUCCAGGGAGAGGUUCUUUCAUUUGAUGGGAACCGAACGGACAAGAACUACAUCCGGCUGGAAGAGCUGCUCACCAAGCAGCUGCUCGCCCUGGACGCCGUGGACCCUCAAGGGGAAGAGCAGUGCAAAGCCGCCAGGAAGCAGGCGGUGAAGCUCGCCCAGAACAUCCUCAGCUAUCUCGACCUGAAAUCCGACGAAUGGGAGUACUAACGUACCACAGGCCUCACGGUGGCGAGUUCUGCUCUGCACUUUAUAUAUCCUUCCGUGUGUUUAGAGAGAGCUUUCGGUUCGUGGAGCCGAAAUGGAAUUUAUACGUGCAUAUUUCAAUCUCGCUAUUUAUGAUUUAAGCAAAUUCUAUUCGGUAUCUCUGCUGCUUUUGAUGUUGCAAAACGAAUAUGAUUACAGCACAUUAACUUUUCCAUUUGGAUCAUUAUUUGUAUGUUGUGUGGUUUUUGGCGGUUUUUUUCAUCAGAAAGUGGAAUUGGGCAGCUCUUGUGAUCUCUAAGUGGGUUGUGCAGGCAUUAAAAUGCAGACAUUUCAGGAUCUACAUGUAGGCAGAACCUCAUACGAUACUAGAACAAUUAUGAGAAGGGGGAAGAUUUUUGGUUAAGUGGAAGUAACGUCCAAACACAAAAGCAAUGCGGUGAUGUGUUUUAUUAUGCUGAGUAGAGCAGAAGGCUUUCUUUUCCCCCUUAAUUUCUAAGGCCUGAUUGGUCCAACCCAAGUUAAUAGGGUGGGGGUUUUUCUGUUUGUUUUCAGAUUUUCUGUUUUUCUCAUAAGCGUUUUUUUGUUUGAAAAAUGGUGUCUGUGUUUUCCCCCAUACUCUGCACUUAGAGGGGAAAAUCUUAUUUUUGUGUGCAGUGUAAGACAAUUAUGAAAGCUAGUAGCAAAGAAACCUUUGAGACUGCAUCGAAGAAGGGAUCAAACAUCAAAUUGCCUUCAAGUUGCCCUUGUUUGCACAACCUGAAUCUAUAAUUUUCCGUAGUAGUUAGUAAGGAUGGGAACAUUUAGGUAAGGUUAAGAGACCUUUAGAAAAAAAAAGAAAGAGAAAAGGAAACACCCUUACGUGUAGCAGGGUGAUGAAAACCGGAGAUUAGUUACCAAUGUCAGGCUGCUAACACUAAGCCAGCGCGUCUGAACGUGGUGCGGCAUGGGCUGCCUCUGUCGUUCGAGACCGUGUGAUGGACAGACUCCCUGAACCCACCUGCUGCUAUCAUACAGCGUCUGAGAGCAGAACCCGCCGGGAGCUGCGUGGGACCAGAUGUUUCCAGCUUGUCUGAGGAAGUUCGCUACUCACAGCAUCCCACACCCUCGCACUCUGGGACGAAGCCGCAAAACAGCUCUGAGCACCUGCCGCACUCCUUAGCUCGUGUCCCUGGUCCCCGGGUGUUUCUCUAGUGCCCGCGAGAGCCAGUCAGGUCUGUCCACGCGGGACGUGUCUUUCCUCCUGCUGAAGGCAUGCGUCUUUCUGUCAAUGCUUUCUGAGGAUUCGGUUUCAUGGCUGCCAGUCUAUGGGAACAAAAGAAUUUCCCAAAGUUCUGAAGUGCCUCCAUAACAUGUCGGUCCCAGUAUUAUAACAGACAGACUACUCUUUUUUCUGUUCCCACUUUUCACAGAAGAAUCCUGUUAGAGCACAUCUUUUGGACCCUAUAGUCUGUAAUUUUCUCUCAGAGAUACUAAUUUGGUAACUGUGUAAGCAGCUAAGAGUAGGAGAGAAGGGAAUAGCCCUAAAUACCUAAAAAUGAUAAAAGUGUGGCCCUAACAGAUUUUCACUUUGUCCCAUAAUGAAAAGCCCUUGAUGUGUCUUUCCUGCUACAAGUGUUCUAGAUGCAGUGGGCGGUGGGGUCAAAGGCACUGGCACAUGUGCACAGGGCUUUCGCGUGUUGGGACCUUGAGCCCCUCCCUGUGCACACCCCGCCCCCGGCCCCUGCGGGUUCCCAGUGCAGGUCACUGGCAGCUCAUUUUGGCCAAAGUCCUUUUAGGCCUGCUGUUCUGCACGCUAAUUUUAGGGCCCUUUUAAAUCUCGGAGCUUUUAAAUUCGGUGCCGUCACAGUCACCCCGCCGGGAGAUCAGGGCUGACUCCGCCGCAUUGGGUGUAUCCUGCGCAAGGCUCUACUUCAAUUUCAACGUCAGAUUUGGAAGUCUGGCGUCAGCGUUUCCUUCGCAAGCAUCCAUUGUUCUUUGAAAAGGGACCUUCCGGUGCUGUUCAUUUCAAACAAGGUUUGCCGUAGCUCUGGCGGCGCUGGCCCGUGUCGCUAAGCCCGGAGCACUGGUCCGAGGGCACCGAUGCCUUGAGUGGGUGUUCAGGCACGACGUUUCCUGUCUCCCAGCCUGUUCCAGUUCCUUACGCCUGAUUAUUCUCCCUUAAGGAACCCUGGUGACGCGGGAUUUACGCUUCCUGUCCCCCGCAGGGCGGUGUCUGUUAAUGGGGCCUGCCGCAUGUAACCAUAAACUGGGCUCGUUACAUUGUAUUGUAUUUUCAUGACCUGACGUGAGGAGAACCUGUCCUGGAAGUGAAUCCUACCCCUCAAAACGUUUGGCCUUGGGUCUGCAUUAAACGGUAUAGUCCAUGUUCAAGCAAAAACUGGCUGGGAAUGUUUGCUUUCAUUACCUCCCGCGAAGACAUCUUUGCCUUCAGGGCGGUCCUUACCCAAAUUAGAUUAAAGUCAACGACCUAUAAUGAAGAAGUUGUGAAAGUAAAGGUAGGGAGUCUCCGCAGUACAGUGGGAUGCUUUAUUUUGCCUUGGCGUGUGGUGUAUCUGUUACAAGGUACCGUGUGUGAGACGGGGAGGGGGGGCAUCGCUUUUUCUCACGUUUUACUUUGCCAGUUUUUAACUGGUUUUUGAAAGUCUAAGCUUACCCUAUACACACAGGUUAUUUUUGAGCAAAGCUUUUCAGCUUUUAUUUUUCUAAGAAUAACCGAAGAACUAUUUGCCAUUGAUUUUGAUGUACAAUACAGAUGUGUUACCCCAGCGUGUUGGUUCCUGUCCCCUCUCUAUUCGUUGUGUGACUAUUGUAACCGUAUGUCUGAAAUAAUGCAGUAUUUUGAGAUAUUAGUGUGCCCUUAAUUAUUAAUGAAAUAAAAAUCUCCUAGCUUAUCUUCGCAGUGGAGAAAGGA